Phanerochaete carnosa HHB-10118-sp is the source of this 1983-nucleotide messenger RNA. RefSeq lists its product as uncharacterized. The record is from RefSeq and is a predicted model, not a curated record. The transcript is spliced from 8 exons. Lineage: Eukaryota; Fungi; Basidiomycota; Agaricomycetes; Polyporales; Phanerochaetaceae. Bases 43 to 1443 code for a protein of 466 amino acids.
UAUACACACAUCACUCUUCUGACCCUUCGCAGCAAGCGCGAGAUGCCCUCAGUAGACUCGCCACUGAAUGCGGCGCACCAGCAUGCAGCCAACGCGGACGACUACAUGGCGCAAGGCCUACUGAUCCCCGCUUCUGAGGAACACUACAAGGCUGCCGAGGCUUUUGAGGCGGCAUAUCAGGCCUCAACGGAGGAAAAUACGAAGCGCACCCUGCGCAUGCUCCACAAUGAACACCGCAAAGCAGGUAAAGAAUUACAACGAAAGAUUGAGAAGCUUAGGCAGGAGAACAAAGAUCCAUCGCUUCCACAAAAGCCGUCGAAGAGCGCGACGCCAACGAACGCGGCAUUGCCUGCACCUCAACACGCACCGUCGCCACCCCCACAGGUGCCGCGUAACUUGUCAGAUUCUCAGCAGACCGUAGACGAGUCGUUCAUGCUCCUUGGACAGCGUAGUGAACCAGGAGAUGCUUUCAACCACUUCUGGAAGAUCACUGAGGGCAUGCUUGAACACCUAUCUCAGCCUGUAGCGUUCGCAACAGCACCUCUUUCACCUCCUGAACACAAUGGUGGUAGCGAUACAGAUGUAGAUGACCCAAUUGCCAAGACACUCUCGCGUGGCCUUGACUUUGUAAAAGCAGCAAAAUCUCGUAUGCUCACCCGGAAUGACUCGUCUGGGAACAUGUCUUCGGACUCUGAUCGUGGUCGCGCUGGUAUCAGCACCUUUCCGCCGAAACCACAACAUUCAGAUGAGUGGGUCGACGAGAUUGGUAGCGACGAUGACAUGGUAGACUCUUUCUUCAUGAUUCCCUCCAAGGCCGACCCGCCAACCUCAGUCUUGAAACAAGAGAACGCCACACUCAAAGCGCAGCUUGAGAAACAGCGAGAACGGUCAGAAAUAGCAGAACGCAUGCUGAAGCAGCGCCAGGAACAAGAUCAGCAGCUGCGAGAAAGUAUCAUGCUUGCUCGAAAAGAGGCUCAACGUGCCAUGGUGUCGUCCAUGGCUCUGCGUCCGCCACAGACGCCGACGAUCGCAGGACUUGCGCCAUCCCCAGUAGCCCCAGUUGUAGCCACACCACCUGCAGCUGUCGUUCCAGAUAUCGCGGGACUAAAGAUUAGCGUGCCUCCUGUCUCCCCAUCAGUGGCCAUAGCCGCCGCCGGACGGGACCAGGAGGCGCAGCUUCUUCGUCGUGUGCGUGAGCUAGAGGAAGAGAUAAGGCUUCUGCGAGUGGAGAAUGAAAAAAAUAAAGCGAUGAUCGCGAAAUACCGUGAGCGAUGGGAGAAAUUGAAGGAGUCGGCCAGGAAGAAAAAGCAAGCGAAGGCGACCGCGGAUACCACCAACGUGGUCAAUGACCGCAUUGAAGAGGAACCCGAAGCUGAAGCUGAGGCUGAGCGGGACGACCUUCGGCCUCAGAAACAAGCGGAGGUGCUUUCCAACAUUGACUGACAAGCUUUGUUGCAAAGUGCUCCCACCAUCUAGCGCAAGAGUGAUGUGGCUGUUGUACUAUUGCUUGUAUGUUCUUGGAAUGCUGGACUAAUGUACACAUGCACGCUUCCUUGUACACUAAUUGCUUCAACGUCGCUACAUGCAUUGGAUCUGCUGCCGGUCAGAUUACUUCUUGCGCAGCAGGGCCAGACUUCGUCUCAUGCAAACAACCCGUAGUCGAUUAUCUUAAGCGAGGGCGCUGCAGUCUCGAAAAGUUGUGUCGCCUCAGCAAGCUCAGCCGGGGUGACAGCACCGCCAUCUGAGGUCUUUGUCGGCACGUUCAUGGUCAUAACGAAAUCGACACUCUUAUUCUCCACCCUAUACAGGGCCAGUAGAAUCUGGACUUCGUCGGGUUCAGCGGCGUUGAACUUCGGGACAGACUGCGUGCCGCGCAGGAUAAUCGGAGCGGGAGUGUCCCCCUGGCGCUGAGUAGUCUCUGUGGUGUGCAGUAUAACCUGCUUUCUUGCGGAGUUGUCGCGCGCAAGCGAGUCGAAGUGGUAC